GUAACAAUAGUCAUAUGUGAUGCAUAACACAAACUUUUUCUUCGGAGCUCAAAGUUAACUAGAUAAAUAUUAUCUCUUCCACGGUCAUUUUUUACAACACAUCCAUUAAAGGUUGGUCAAAACACACACUCGUGAAUACUCGUGAUCAUCAUCAUCGUUUUCAGAGUUGCUUAAAUAUCCAUUCAUUUGACAUAAGUGGAUUUAUAAUCGUUUUCACUCUACGACUGUCCAUAGUUAGCCAGCAAGACUGUGAAUUUGCCCUUCACAAUCGGUUUCUGAUUGUAUUGAGUCCUCCUAGAAUUUAUUAUUUAGGAAAAUUUUGAAAUUUCCGACAAUGGUUUGUUCUUCGUGCACAGCGGUUUGGUUAGGAGCGCUAGCAGUUGCGGUUUACUUCAUUUAUAAAUUCAUCCAGGGUCGGCUCGCACAAAAUAAAUUGGAUCGAUGGAACAACACACCAAAAGAUUUAGUUAUUCUGCAUGGAUUUGAAGCAGCAAAAACAAUGCCAAAUGCAUCUCCAUUUGUUUUAAAAGUUCAAACAUAUCUUCGCAUGGCAAACAUUCCACACAAGAUGGACUACGCCGAUGCAAUGGGGCCUAAAGGGAAGGCCCCCUGGAUAUCAAUCAAUUCGCAACACAUUGCAGAUUCUGAACUGAUAAUCGAUUUCUUACGAAAGAAAUUUGAGAAAAAUCUUAAUGGAAAAUACACAGAGAAGGAAAUUGCUAUCGCAUCCACGGUUAAUGUCAUGCUAAACGAACACUUCCUUUGGGGAGUCGCAUUGGAACGAUGGGUUUAUGGUCCUUCCAGUCGACUCGCCAAAGUUUUCGACAUUCCAUUUCCAAUCCGAGUCAUGAUCGGACGCACGGUGAACAAGAGGGCAAAGGGACAAGGAAUGGGUCUUCACACGGAAUCCGAAGCCGUCCACUUGGCAUCAAAGGAUUUACGAUACGUCUCCACCAUUCUGGGAAGUAACAAAUUUAUUUGUGGUGACGAACCUUGCGAGUUGGAUGCUGGAAUUUUCUCACAACUUGCCAUGGCUUUGUGGGGCGUGCCAGACUCUCCUUAUGAGAAACUGAUGAAUGGGGAACUGAAAAAUUUGAAGGAAUAUUGUCUCCGAAUGAAGGAACGCUACUGGUCAGACUGGGAUCAGAUUUUGGCCAAAAAAUAAAAUAAUUCAGAUUUUUAAUUGCAAUGUUUGAAGAUUUAAGACAAGUAUGAGCUAAAAAAUGAUUGACAUUUAGAAUAUAGAUGGAAAAUAAAUAACAACUAAAUUUCCUGUCAAUGUUAA
This is a messenger RNA of Folsomia candida, 1285 nucleotides long. RefSeq names its product failed axon connections homolog. Gene Ontology annotation, cellular component: cytoplasm. Lineage: Eukaryota; Metazoa; Arthropoda; Collembola; Entomobryomorpha; Isotomidae. The transcript has 6 exons. The coding region runs from base 335 to 1165 and encodes 276 amino acids. The record is from RefSeq and is a predicted model, not a curated record.